AUGUCAGAUGUUAGCAAACAAAAUUCUUGUGUUUGUUACACUUUAUCAAAAAAACCCUUUUCUGGUGCCUGUUAUCAAAAGCAUACUCAUUGUUUCUUCUUUUUGAAUGUUUUUAUAGCCUUGAUUGCUUCUAUUGGGAAGAACAAGGAGAAGUUGGCAAGGAUGUACGAGGUUAAAGAUCCAAAUGUCAUCUUUGUAUUCAAAUUAAGAAAUCACUUUGGUGGUGCCAAGUCAACAUGUUUGGAUUGA
Molecule: messenger RNA, 249 nt
Organism: Lactuca virosa
Lineage: Eukaryota; Viridiplantae; Streptophyta; Magnoliopsida; Asterales; Asteraceae
Source: the annotation of a GenBank genome assembly